Molecule: messenger RNA, 2217 nt
Organism: Spinacia oleracea (spinach)
Lineage: Eukaryota; Viridiplantae; Streptophyta; Magnoliopsida; Caryophyllales; Amaranthaceae
Exons: 9
Coding region: 1-2217 (738 amino acids)
Source: RefSeq, a predicted model, not a curated record
AUGUCGCGUUACAAGCGUAAAGGGGCCAAUUCAGCUAAGAGGGGACCGCCCGCCAAGUGGGCUAACAACCAAAAUGGUGUGAAGCGAGAUGAAAUUUUCCCGGGUUUAACCUUGGUGAACUUUGAUCGACUAAGUGACAGUGACGAGCCAUUCAUUCUAGCAUCACUAGCUAAGCAAGUUUUUUAUGUGGUUGACAAUAUUGAUCCUAGAUGGCGUGUUGUUGCCCAAGGAAAAAGACAUAUUUUGGGUAUUGAUGAUGUUGUAGAUGAAGAUGAGUAUGAUGAGUAUGAUGACACACCUCCGUUACCAAUGGUUGUUCAACCAUUGCCAGAAGAGGAGGAUGCAAAUAAUACUAAUCAUAUGCGUACAGAUCAUACGGAAGGAAUAUGGGUGAGGACCGUAGCUACCAUGGAUGAUCAUCGUGAUAAUGAAAUACAGGGAAUUGAUGGAGCUAGUCAUCCUACGGGGGAAUCACAAGGUACCAACACUAGUAAAAAGACCAAAUUCCGUGGUCCGUCAAAAGGAGUUCAAGCCAAAAAGCCUAUGCAUCUUCAGUAUAAUCAAUAUGGAAUCCCCGAUGGAGAAUGGUCAGGAGAAUACGGGAAGCAAGUUCGGUCUUGUGCUGCUAGAAUUAACAUUAAUGUGAAAGAAUAUUCAACGUUAGAUGAACACACAAAGAAGGGGUUUUGGGAGGAGACCAAGCUUCUGUUCCACAUUAUUGAUGAUCCGGCUAAAAGGAGAGAAAAAUAUUUUCAUAUGUGUGUGGCGAAACGCUUUGGAGCUUUCAAGUCCAGGUUAACGCGGCGUUGGAUAACUAAGAAAGAAAAAAUGCCGAAACAUCAGACAAAUGACAUGCCUUGGGACAUCUACCAUCAAAUCACAGAGGAUGAUUGGAAAACAUUUGUGAUGGAACGAAACAAGCCGGAGAUGUUGGUUCGUAGAGAAAAAGCAAGUAAAAGUGCAUUACAAAACAAGCACCCACAUCGCACAGGCCAAAAGGGUUAUGUUAGAAAGAGACCAGAGUGGAUAAAUGAUGGGCGACUACCGCCAGAGGCAGCUUUAACCCUCUCAAGUGGCUCCUCCUCAGUGACCUCAUCACUCACCACAGCGCCAGAUAGAUUUAAGAAGUUUAGAUCAGUAGAGUGGAUCUUGGCUCAUCAAGUUAAAAACAAAGAGGGAAAGUGGGAAGUUGACCCGAAUGAUAAAGAAGCCGUAAAUAUUGCUAAGAUGGCUUUGGAGUACAUAGAAGAAGAGGGAAAAGGAAAUAUUUCAUUCACCCAGGGAGAAGAUGCCCUCACCAAGGCUAUGGGAAAAAAGGAUCACCGUGGGCGUGUCAAGGCAACAGGUGGAGUUAAUGUCGGUUACAAAGUUGCUUUCGGUCCAAUAGACCGAAGUAGUAGAUGUGGCCAUAUUGAACCAUCACCGGAGGCUAUCGAAUCAAUCAGAGCUUCGGUGAGAAGGGAGUUUGAAGAUCAAUUAGAGAGAAAGGUGGCGGAGGCCCUCCAAAACCAACUAGCCACAUUGAAAGCAACCGGUCAACUAAACACCCUCUCUACCCCCGCACUUGAUUCUACUCUUGUAAGUGAUGAGUUUGAUGUUAACCGUGCACUCGUAACUUGUUGUCCGAGUUCAUCGCAGCAACCACGCGAGCUGAAGGCCAUAACUCCAUGUCGUCUUGCCCUUGAGGAUAAAGUUUUGGGUAACAAAGUGAUAGUGGCAGAUGGUAUGGCGUACCCAUUGGAUGGUUCGUUGGACCAACACUUUAGAUCGAUGAAGCCUAGUCAUUAUAAGGUCCAAGUUGAUUGUAUUUACGACGGACAUGAUGAUGACACUCUUCCGGUACCUACUGGAGAUGGAUUCAAUAACUUAGGCAGGGCUCUUGCUAGUUUUGUGCAAUGGCCAAUUCACUUGGUGAUUUUCGAAGAAGACGAGGAGUACUCUACUCCACGCCCAACAAAGAAGUCCAGGAGUCAGAUUUUUGAAGAGGUGGUUGGUAGCUCCAAAGAGAAGAAAAACGAAUUAAUUGUCAAAGAGAAGACAACAGAAUUAGUUUUCAAAGAUAAGACAACAGAAUUAAUUGUCAAAGAGAAGGCAACACUUGAUUUAGGGUCCAAAGAGAAGACAACACUGAAGUUAACGGCCAAGGUAAACCAUAUGCUUCCCACUCCCCUGUGCUUCAACACUGAAAUCAAAACUGAACUUUUCAUGCUAGCUUAA